GCGCCGGCCGCGUCGCUCGAUACGCGCGGCCCGCACGGCACCCUUCAGUACCAAGCCGGACGCACGCACCCCCGGUUUCUAACCCCGCUGCUCUAACGUCUAAACUAAACAGUAAUAAAUUUGCUAGCAGAAAGAAACAAAAUAAAAACACUUUUUCGAGAAAAAGAUCGACUUUUUAGUGUUAAGGAAUGAGCGCGUUUCACUCGUGUAAACACUUUCGUUCGAAAUACAAAUUCUAAAUUCGGGAAGAUUUGUUUUACGGUGACUUGGCGAAAAGACUCGUUUGUUUCUUAUUAACUUAUCAAUUUGCUUUUGUUGACACUCGGUGUUCUAAAUCUAUUUAAACAUUAUUUUUCGCGGUAAAUGCUUAAGUAUUUGGGAUUUGGUAAAAAAAAGUUCUGCAACUAUGGUGUUGCUAAGGUGGAAAAAUAUCGCAAUAUAUUAUUUUUAGACCGCUUAGUAUAAUUUAGCUUAAUAUCCCUGCGCUCCUGGAAACUCCUGGAAGAGACAACGUCAAAGUUUCAAUAGGUAGUUAAAUAUAAAUAGUCGAAAAUAAAUCUUUAGACAAUGAAUGAGAUAGACCUUAUUAAGGAGGUGGAGAAACGGCCAAUUCUGUAUGACAAGUCAGUCAGCGGCUUUAAUAAGACGAAACUUCGUGACGAAGCUUGGAAGGACGUACAAGAGGCGCUCAAUGUCUCCGGUAAUGUGGUUACCACAGAAGCGGAGUGUAAGAAACGGUGGCGGUCACUCAGAGACUCCUUCAUUAAGUUGCAGAGGACUCACGGGGGGCGGACGAGGUGGCCAUACCACUAUGCCAUGAGGUUCCUUCUGCCCCAUGUCGAACCAAAGAGCGAAGUCACCGAGCACCAACCAAGCAGUGAAGGCGCAACCAAACACGGGGACCGAGACAUAAACUAUCGUCUGUUCUCACACUGUCUCGCCUCGCCGGAAACCCACCUUGAGGAUUCCAAUAACCCCUGUGCGGAAGGCAAGUCCGAAACUGCUAUCAAAAGAGAAAUCGACGACUCGGACGCCGAAGAGGAGUUACGGCAGCGACAGAUCCAAGCGCUGCCCGACCUCUCUUUCCCCGACACCAAGUACGAGGAAGACGACGAAUCACAACCCUCGCCGAAAAAAGCGCGCCUCAACUCCGUCGACGAAGAAAACCCUUGCCUCUGCAACAGAACCGACCCCGACGAACUGUUUCUCCUCAGCUGUGCACCAAUCAUGAAACGGCUCAACUCUAAACAAAAUGCCGUAGCCCGACUAAAGAUCCAACAGGUCCUGUACGAAGCCGAAUUCGGCCAUCAAAUGGAGUUACCUUACGUGACUCCCGCUAGCGAAUGUAGCUUCGAUAAUAUCGAGGGUAGUGUAGGGUAACUAACUUAAAUUUAAAUAAAAUAUAAAUACUUACUUAUAUAAGAAUACACCGCCAAAACCUUGCCAGGAUUCAGGAGAUGAUUAGUCUAAUUACGAAUUAAUUUAUUUAGAGUCCAAAUGAGAAUUGCUAUGGUAAUAUUUUUGGACGUGG
Molecule: messenger RNA, 1531 nt
Organism: Pectinophora gossypiella (pink bollworm)
Lineage: Eukaryota; Metazoa; Arthropoda; Insecta; Lepidoptera; Gelechiidae
Product: transcription factor Adf-1-like
Exons: 4
Coding region: 568-1380 (270 amino acids)
Biological process (GO): regulation of transcription by RNA polymerase II
Cellular component (GO): nucleus; transcription regulator complex
Molecular function (GO): DNA binding
Source: RefSeq, a predicted model, not a curated record